AUGGCUUCAGUAGUAUUCUUAUCGUACUACGCGCGUUUAAAGGAUGGGGAGAAAAAGAGCCGCCUGUCUCCUCCGCUUCACCGCCCCCACGCCGAACCGGCAUCUCGACUGGCGACGCUGGCAUCGACACAGGAAGCUCCGUACGCAUUCCCAAUUGUCGCAAAGAGUCGAAAUUUCGCUGGGAUUGAGAUGGCGGCCCCUCAAACAUCCAGCCAGGUCAACGGCCAUCCUCCAUCGUCGUCGCCAUCCGCACCGUCAAGCUCAGCAAGCCCCACAAUUGUCCCACCACAAAGCGAUGUCUUCAAUGCGAGCUCCAUAGCUGAGAUCAAGGCGGCAUUGUCCCGCCUUUCGAGCCAGGAAGCGUCCGUGACAGCUCGGCUCGAUGCCUUGGUUAUGUCGCAGCAGGACCUGUCACGCGAGUUGGGUCGACUAGACCUCAUGCGCGCUCACAUCGGCACCCAAACGGGCACAACUCGGUCGAUCAGCCACGGGAUGCUGUCCGAAGCUGCCAGCACUGCGGAGCGCAUAUCCAGCGCGGUUCGACGCCUAGACAGUGAAAAAGAAAGGGUCAAGGCAACGCUGGAGGUCGUGGAGCAGGUCGCCGAGCUCAAGGCAUGCACGUUGGGCGUGGCCGGGUCGAUGGGUGCAACACAAGACUGGGAGACAGCAGCAAGCUAUUUGCACCGCGCCGCCCAGAUUCCUUCAGCAGUGGUCGAUGGCGCUUUCGCGGCCGAAGUCGUUCCUACUGCGGAGGUUCCUGAUGCGCCUAGUGUCACGUUGGACAAUGCAGCGGAAUCGCUCUGCGGACUAUUCCUUCGCGAGUUUGACAAGGCCGUGAAGGAGAAUGAUGGGGCCAAAAUCACUCGUUUCUUCAAGCUUUUCCCGCUUAUUGGACGGUCUGAAGUUGGACUGGAUGUAUACGGACGCUACGUCUGCCAGGGAGUGGCCGCGCGGGCGCGCAGCAACCUGAACGCGGACUAUGGAUCACAGGCCAAAGAUGGCUUCUUUUAUGCCAAUGCGUUGACAAAACUCUUUGAACAUAUUGCCCAGAUUGUUGAUGGUCAUGGUGGGUUGGUGGAGCGUCACUAUGGUCCUCGCAAGAUGGGCCGAGUCAUUGAGCGACUGCAGAUUGAAGCCGAUGUGCAGGGUGGUAUCAUUCUCGAUACGUGGAGCGACGAGCGGCAUGUGGAUCGCAAGUUGAUGGACGUCAAAUCCUAUGCUUUUACUUUCCUCGUGCAGAGCUUCCUGCCAGCGCAGAAAGCCGGUCAACCUCCUUCUGCUGGUGCGCCGGCUGCCUUGGAAGAUGAGGGAGUUGACAUGAAGGAGAUUGACGGCAUAUUGAACGAGAUGGCGAUCAUGCUCGGCCGUUGGUCGCUGUACUGUCGAUUCUUAGCUGAUACGUGCAAUGCCCCGGAUGCUGACCAGGAAGGAGGGAACGAUGACCAACGCUAUGCCCUACCGGACUUUUUGCGCGAGUCAGCCCUCGCGAAAAAGAUCAACGACAAAUUAAUAUCUCCUUUCAACGCCAUGACGACUUUCUUCUUCCGCCGUUCUGUUGAGAAGGCUUUCCAACUUGACGAAACUCCCACGGGGCUGACACUGAACCUCCAGCGUCCUCUCAAGGCCGACCCACCCCACAUCACCUCCGCCGUGGACGACAUUAUGUACAUUGUCAAUAAAGUCCUUCAGCAAUCUCUGGCAACCUCGCAAGAAGCCGUGGUAACCAACAUUGUCCCUACGCUGUCCCGUGUGCUUGGCUCCGACUUUAUCGGCAUGACUCAACGCAAGAUGCGAGACGAGUGCUACCCCCGCGCGCCAGCCCAGGGUGCGCAACCGCCUGACCAGACUGUCAUUGCUUUCCUCGUUCAGAUCAACAAUCUUGACACCGGGACCGACUAUAUUCGUCGCAUCGUUCAGAACAACACUGGCUCCAAGCAGCCGCUUCCGACCGCCGACAGCACACAAGGCGGCGGAAAGGUGCAGGUGACUGAACAUCUUCAAUCGCUGUUCCCGGCUCCCUCCUCUGCACUUCGCGUAGCCGGGACUCUGCACUCCCUGGCGACCUCCUUUGAAGCCAAGGUCGCCGAUCUCUAUUCGGACGGCAUUCAGGUCGUCUUCAAUAACGUGAUCAAACACCGUCUUCGCCCCAUCCUCGCCGAUGCCUUCCGCGACAUCGAGUAUCAACCCUCUUCCGACCUGGCGGAAGCAGUCCCCACGGAUGAUCUGGACGGGUCUGGCGGUAGCAAGGAGCUUGUCCGGCCCCGGUUCGCCAGCGGCUGGAACGAGCUACUUCUGCCUUUGGCCCGGAUUCUUACCACCACCGCCUUCGAUCGUCUUCUUACAGUUACAGUGGCCUACUUUGCUCGACUUCUCGAGAAGCGUUUGUGGUCGUACCAAGGCCGGAUCAAUGCAUUGGGCGCGACCCGGCUGGAGCGCGACGUCGCCGGUAUUGUGAGUGCCGCCGCGGACGUAGGAUAUGGAGCUGCAGCCGGUGCACCAGGGCGGUAUCGUCAUCGUGAUGCUUUCGCGCGUUGUGUCCAGAUGACGCUUGUCAUGGGCAUGGACGAGGAUGAAUGGGACGAUGUUGUGCGGGGUGGAGAGGCGGGCGAGGUGGUGGACAAGUUGAGUCGGGAGGAGCGGGCUCGAGUGAGGGCGAUGGUGCGACGGGGCUAA
Penicillium diatomitis is the source of this 2673-nucleotide messenger RNA. Its product is annotated as Golgi transport complex subunit COG4. The coding region runs from base 1 to 2673 and encodes 890 amino acids. NCBI's taxonomy places the organism in Eukaryota, Fungi, Ascomycota, Eurotiomycetes, Eurotiales, Aspergillaceae. The record is from RefSeq and is a predicted model, not a curated record. The transcript has 2 exons.